Molecule: messenger RNA, 3464 nt
Organism: Stegodyphus dumicola
Lineage: Eukaryota; Metazoa; Arthropoda; Arachnida; Araneae; Eresidae
Product: E3 ubiquitin-protein ligase makorin-2-like
Biological process (GO): protein polyubiquitination
Molecular function (GO): metal ion binding; ubiquitin protein ligase activity
Source: RefSeq, a predicted model, not a curated record
AAAAGUCUUGAAUAUAGUGCCUGACUUUACGAGCAAUUUUGAGGGUAUUGCUUUUCUAUGUUUUUUAAAGUACAUAUUCUGUAACAAUUUUAAUACUUAAAAAGUAGUAUUGUUUGUUGAUGAGUUUAUUUUACAUCUUAAAACGUUUUGAAUUCUAAGAUGGCCGUAGAGCUCCGUAACAGGAUGUUGUUGCCAGGAAGUAUAACCAAUCAUAUGACUCUGCGGAGGAAUACCAUGUCUUAGCUUUCUAAUCUGUUGUAGCCAAAAAAUGGCACUGCUGUAUUUUCGGACAUUAUGAGGUUUGGUGAUAGUUAAUCAGAGUUGCGUGUAAAUUGCAGUUCUUAAUGGCGGAAGGUACAUCCGUAAGUCCGGACGAUGUGGUAUGUCGUUUUUUUUUAUUUUCAUCUUGCCGAGAAGGCGAUAGAUGUCCAUUUUCUCACGACAGGACACGUCGUAUACCUGAUAAAGUAUGCCGUUAUUAUUUGCAAGGCAUAUGCCAGUACGGCGAACGUUGUAUUUAUGAUCAUGUACGAAUAAAAAAUGACGUACCUUCGAAAUCCUCUACUCGGAAUGAUAAGCAUUUACCUGGACCAUCUCGGUCGCGUCCGGAAAUCAGCGAAAACACUAACACGAAGGUGGAUGCGAAAAGGAAAGAUAUCUAUCAACCCAAAUUUAAUCCUUUGAAUCGAAAUGUAAUAAAAAAGAAUACUUCUGGCAGAAAUUCAUAUGGGCCAAAUUCUCCAAACUGGGUUAAUGCACCCGAGUUUAUUCCGAAAACUGGUAGAUCAUAUGCAGAUACUGUGAAAGCGAAUACUGUGGUCACAAAUACUGAGCCUGAUAGAAAUAAUUUAGAAUUGUGCUCCUAUUUCAUGCAAGGAGAUUGUCCAUAUAAUGACCAAUGUCCUUAUGUUCAUGGUGAUGAGUGUGAAUUGUGUGGGAGUGCAUGCUUGCAUCCAUAUGAUGAAAGGCAAAGAAAAGCACAUAUAGAAUUAUGUGAAAAAGAGCUGGAGCAGGACAUGGAAUUGUCAUUUGCAGUCCAACGCAGUCGUGAUAAAAUAUGUGGUAUAUGUAUGGAUGUAGUAAUGGAAAAAGACUUGAUUUCUGAGCGACGCUUUGGUAUCCUUGAAAAAUGUAAUCAUGUUUUUUGUUUGACUUGUAUUAGGACAUGGCGAAGAACGAAGCAGUUUGAAAGCAAUCAGCAGAUUGAUAAUGUUUUGGAUCCAGUUGUUAUACGGGCUUGUCCAGAAUGUCGGGUACCAUCCGAUUUUAUAACGCCGAGUCAGUACUGGGUUGAUACUGAAGAAGAAAAGAAGAAACUUAUCACAGAAUAUAAAGUAGCAUUAAGCAAAAAGCCAUGCAAGUAUUUUAAACAAGGUGAAGGGACAUGUCCCUUUGGUGGUGCAUGUUUCUAUCUUCAUGCGAAGCCUGAUGGUACUAAAGUUGAAUUACCUCUGCCGACUAGAAGGCGAAGGCAGAAUCAAGAUGGUGAGUUAGAUUACAUGGGUAGAAUAUUCUUAUGGGAUUACUUGGAAUUUCGAGAAGAAAACAUACUCAUGCAUUUGGAAUUGGAAGAUAUUGGAUAUAACUGGUCAGAUUCUGAUGAUGAUAUUUCUGAUGUUAGUGACAAUUUUUUUCUAAGUGAGUCAUUUUGAAAUGUAUUAUUUCUUGUGCAACAUUAUUUCUGCAUAUAGGCCAGCUUAACUCCCUUUUUCUAUAUGUAAUUCCAUUUUUUCCCCAUCCUAAAUGACAUUCUUCACAGUGAAAAAGCAGCUGGAGGAUUUGUGCACAUUGUGCAGUAGACAACACAAAUCUCCAAGAUUUGAUGCCUUUAUAGUGUGCCCUAUCUUUCAGUGAACUGUUGUAUAUACUCAAUCAAGAACUUAUUACAUUUGCAGGGUGCACAUAGUCAUUAAAUUUUAUGUCAUUGCAUAUGAUGGUGUUUAGGAUUGAAAUUAUAAAAAAGCGCUUCAAGUUUAUAUCAGGUUUAGAUUCAGUUUUGGUAGAAGAAAAAGCUUAUUAUGUUGUAAAUGUUUGAUAUAGCGUGUAGGUAACAACUAUAAUUGGAGAUGUGUAAAACAUGUUAUCAAAAUGUUUAAAUGUAUUUGUAAGCUUUGUAUGUGAAAGAAAUGUGUGCCACUUCAUCUAAGUUUGUGAUCUCAUUACACAGCCUAGAACUUUGUCUUCGGUAUACUCAUUUUAAAAAAAAAUAUAGUUUGCUAGUCUGAAAACUAAAAAAGUAUGUUUUCAUUAUUAAAACUAAUCUUCCAAUACAUGGUAUUGUUACUUCUGAAGCUGGGAGAGUCAUUGACUUUGUUUAUAUUAAACUAUACCUUUGUUUACAACCAUUUGCCAUCCAUACCUAAAUGUACAGUUAGUAUGUGGAAGCAAUUUUAGACAGUUUUUAAUCACUAUCACAUAUUAUUUUCUUGGGCUGUCUAGGCUUUUCUUUUUUUUUUUUUUUUUUUUUUUUUUUGACUUCAGGAAAAUGGAAUUGUGCUGGAUUUUUUUGUGCUUAUUCAGUAAAAUUAAUUCCUUAUUAUAAUUUUUAUAGAAUUUUUAGUUUUAAGAUUACUUAAGAAUGUUGCAGUACUCAGCAUUUCAUCAAUACAUAAGGAUUUCAUAAAAAAAAUAAUCAUUUACAUUGUUUGAUGUUAUCUUUGAAAGCAUCUCAUUGUUUAAAAUACUGAGACUUUAGCUUUGUUAAUUUCCCCGAAUUUCUUUGAGGAGUAUUUAUUAAAGUAAGAGUGUAUCAUGUACAUGAAAUUAAUCUGUUGAGUAUUUUAAUAAGUUAUAGUAUGGUAAUGUUUCUAAGAACUUUUUACCAUGAAAAUAUGAGAGAGAUGUUGUUUUGUGAACUUUCACGAGCCAUAAGUAUUUAUUGUAAGCAGUAGGGAAAUGAAUGAAAUAUGGCUGUUUAGAAAAUAAAAUAUGUUAAAGUAUUUCAUAAUCUAAAACAUUGAAGUUUUUGCUGUAACAUAGAUUUUUUUUGAUUUUAUCAUUGAUUCAAAAUAUUUAUUAAGCUAUGUAUAAAGUGUACAUGAGUUUGAUUUUAAUUAAUUUUGCUUUAAUGUUAUCUGAAAACUGCCGAUAACAUUUUAUAAUAUGAAAUAGUGCAGUUUCUGUGAAAUUGAGUUCAUAAUGAAUUUUUGUUAGUAAUCUGUAAAUAGUGAUACAUGAAAUGUCUCUAAGUGAUUAAUUUGUUAUAUUUUAUCUUUUAGAUUAUUUUAAGAUAUUGUGAGUCUUAACAUGAAUUGUAUAUUGUUUUGUGGCUUCUUCGGUGAUCCUUAAAAUCCUCACAUUUAUGAUGCUCGUAUUGAAUUAAAUGUAUUUUAAAACGUUUCAGUCAUUUCUUACCCCACUUAUUAAUUAGUUAUUGCAUAUAUUUUAAAAUAAGCCAAAAUUUACAUAUGAAUCUUUGACUUAAUUGUUUUCUGAAUAAAGAUGCAAUGUCUUAAAAAGCUUUA